AUUUACAACAAUAUGCUCUCCUAACGUGUUCAAAAUGAACUGGUCAAAUCACUUGAUAGAAGCAAUUAAUCCAAACGUCCACUUCAAUCAACCUAUCGAUAAUCAACUAACAACUAUCAACUAACAGAAUAACCUUUAUCAGUUAUCAACCGUUUGCCAAUGAUCUACAAACAAAUAAGAAAAACAAUAAACAAACAAAACAAGCAAAGUCAAGUUUGUCUUUCUCUUACCUCCGAGUAGAGUCUCCUCCAAAUCACCCCCCUCUCUCUCACUUUCACCCAAAAAUUUAGUUCCCCAAAAAAAGAAAAAAGAAAAUGGAACCUCGAAGAAUACCCCCAAAUAGGUCAAUUAUCGAUCCUAAAAUCCGUCAAGUUGGUUUCACCUUCAAUUUCGACGCUUCUCAUACUCAUACCGACGCUCCUUCUUCCGUUCCCGGCGCCGGCGAAAACUCGACGCUUUCUCCUGUCAUGAUUCCUCUUUCUAAUUUCCCUACUGACGCUUCUACUUCUCUCCCUAUUCCUCUUUCUACUGCUCGCCGAGUUUUUGACGAUUCCCACUCUUACCUAGCCGGUUCUUCCCCCGAGUCAACUCACCCUGAUUAUUCCGAAGAAUGGGUUCGAAGUAGUUCUGGGAAGUAUAGCCUUGCUUUUGAUAUGUCUGGGCUUAAUUCCCCUGUUAAUCCUGAAUCUACUGCCGACGAUGAAACUACUGUUAUUAAUCAUGGUUAGUUCAUUUUUUUUUUAGAUAUUUAUGUGUAUUGGGGAUUAGGGUUUUUCAAGUUAUGGGUUGAGAUUUGAGGAGAUAAUCUGAUGGGCAUUAUAUGUAAAUUGGUAUUAUAUUGAUUAGUUUUUACUCCUAUAUCGGUUGAAUUGAAAUAGUUUGUGCUUAGUUUGGCAAGUGGGGUUUUUGUAACAAUGCAAGUAAGUAUGAAGAAAAAGAUUCAAGUUUUGACCAAUUCCUUUGCUCUGAAAUCAAUCCCAUGUUAGAGUUGACUUUUAUUGAUGGGGAAAAUUAUGUGAGGUUUUGUGGGGGGAAGUUUAAAAAAUUCCAUUCAGGAGGGUGUGAAAGAUACUCUAGAUGCUACAUUUCUUAAGGUUUUUGUGCAAUUUUUUUAAUAAGUAUGAUAACGUGAAAUUUUCGAUGCUUUUUUGGAGGCAUAACUGGGAAUAUUAAGGGAUUACAAGCGGUCUGAAUUUAAGUUCUUGUCAAUGUCUACCCAAUGAGAUUGCUUUUCUCUUUUAUGGUUUAUUCUUGAUUCUUGUUGAUAAGAUAUUCUGAGAAUAGUGAACUUUCUUUACCAUUUCCUCUUUUGGGAGCUAUUCGUUGAGAGGGAAUUGCAUUCCUCUUAAAUCUGAUCUCAUGCAAACAUUUUUAUUUCUGGCUGUGAUUGUAUUGCUUGUGUUUUGGUAGCUUAAUGAAUCCUGUCAAAGCCAUGUAUGAAGUUAGUAAUGAAAACAAUCACACAGAGAAGUUAGCAAAAAUGAAUGAAGAAGUGUCUAAUGAGGGCUUGAAUCCAGCAUCAAAACCAUUGAAGGAAAAAACCAGCAAAGCUGAAAGGCGUGCUCUACAGGAAGCACAAAGAGCUGCCAAAUCAGCUAAAAAAGGUGUGGCUGCUGGUGUCACUGAAAAGUCGACAAAGGCAUUAAAGCCGCAUUCGCAAAAGAAAGAUGUUCUUCAGGCAACAUCUUCCUUGCCUGUAUCUGAAACAAAAGGAGGUGAUCGUCCAACUGAGAAGGAGAAGAGAAAGGAUAUCCCUCCUCCUCGGAUGCAGUAUGAUGAGAAGAACAGAGUGGAAAAGGCUAAAAAGCGUUCUCUUGUUAAGCAAGUUGAAGCUAAAAACAGAGUUGAGCUCUUUCGGCAUUUACCUCAGUAUGAAUAUGGAAAUCAGCUCCAUGAUCUAGAUUCUAAGUUUUUCAAUCUGGAUCCAGUUCAUCCUGCUGUGUGCAAGGUUGGUAUGCAAUAUUUGUCAGGCAAUAUAUCUGGUAGUACUGCAAGAUGUAUCGUGAUGCUCUAUGCAUUUAAAGAAGCCAUUGAAGACUUUAACGCCCCAGCAGAUAAAAGUCUAACUAGGGAAUUGACCACAAGGAUCAGUAGCUAUGUGUCAUUCCUGAACGAAUGCAGGCCUAUCUCUAUCAGUAUGGGUAAUGCAAUAAGGUACCUAAAGACACACAUUGCGAAGUUACCCUCAAGUCUUUCGGAAUCAGAGACAAAAGCUAAUUUGUCUUCCGCUAUUGAUCGUUACAUUAAUGAAAAAAUAGUAAUAGCAGACAAGGUUAUCAUGCAAUUGGCUGCCACCAAAAUAAGGGACGGUGAUGUUCUUCUUACUUAUGCCUGUUCCAGUGUUGUUGAAAUGGUCUUGAUAUAUGCUCAUGAUCUGGGGAAGAAAUUUCGGGUUGUAAUAGUUGAUUCACGGCCUAAGUUUGAAGGUCAAGGUUUGCUUCGUAGGCUGGUUGCAAAAGGUCUGAGCUGUACUUACACUCAUAUUAAUGCUAUUUCUAAUGUCAUGCAUGAAGUCACGAGAGUUUUUAUAGGCGCUGCGUCUAUAUUUUCUAAUGGAACUGUUUAUUCAAGGAUCGGAACAGCAUGUGUUGCUAUGGUUGCUCAUUCGUUUCGUGUUCCAGUGUUAGUUUGUUGUGAAGCCUAUAAGUUUCAUGAGAGAGUACUACUUGAUUCCAUAUGUUCCAAUGAAAUUGGUGAUCCUGAUGCUAUGUGUAAGGUGCCUGGCAAAAAGGAUGUAAAUUAUUUAGAGGAUUAUAGGAAUAUGAAAAACUUACAACUCCUGAAUUUGCUUUAUGAUGCCACUCCGUCAGAUUACAUAUCAUUGAUCAUUACGGACUAUGGCUUGGUUCCACCUACAAGUGUACCAGUGAUUGUGUGUGAAUAUCGGAAGGAGCAUUUGUUCUGAUGUGCAAAGGUUUACGUACUUUGACAACAUGCUAACUAAUGUAAAGGUAUUUGGUUCAGCUUUCAUUUUAUAUGUCGCAAAUUUGAUCCUGAUUACGACUGAAUACUCCGAUGCACUUCUGCACCAAGCAGUUUUGAUACCAGUAUUAUUUGACAUAAUAUCAUUGUCCAUGUACCCUUCAACUUUUGUAAAAUUGGUUAGUUGAACUAGAAUAAGUUAUAUCAUUAUUUAAGCAACUUUUGCUAAAAUAGUUGCUACUCACUACUUAUUAGGAUAUGAUGUGGACUCGAAUUUGCUCAUUUCUAUUUUUGGAUGACACCACUUUUACUCUUUUUAUUCCUCUUAUUUCUAAGUAUCCUGCUACUUAAAGUGUAAAAACAAGGCCGCAUCGCAUCGGCUGCGUUGUAAAGGUUUUCAAAAUAUACAAACCGAUAUUUUUCGUGUUGAAAAGGUGUAAAAAACCGUGUUUUCAGCCGAGUCGAGGGAUAUGAUUUGAUUUCGAUUGAUAUUUAGGCGUUAUAUUAACCGUAUUACUCCCGUUACUGCAUCAACGUUCCAUGAUUGCAAUUGCGACGGUUACAGUAUUUUUAGUCUUUGUGUGUAUUUGUGUGAAAAGUAAUGGAGUAAAUGGCUGGAACAGAAGAGUAUGUGAUUAUUUUGUGAGAAAUUCAGGGUGUAUUUGACCAAUUAGUUGCUAGUUUGAUUAGGUCAAAUUGCUACUUUCAAAAAAAUCAUUCCUUGUUUAGUUAGCAUUUGGUGGUGGAGGUGGCUACUUUUAGACAAUUAUAAGUUUUAUCGUUGCAACAUGAAGAGUAGAGCUUUCAAAAUUUUCUCAACAAAUUGUGAAAUAUUUGGAAAGAUUAGGUUUCCUAAAUCUUUUGCACUUAAAAGAUUCAAGCUUUAUAUAAUAUCUGGAAAAUUUUAAAAAGAAAUUGUUCCAACUUCGACCAUUGUAGUCAUGGAGAUUGGAGAUGAUGUUUCUUUCUCUUUCAAGUUUCAACCAAGGUAGUCAUGACUCAUGAAUUGCCCGUUGUUAGUGAUAACGGGCAA
This is a messenger RNA of Amaranthus tricolor (Joseph's coat), 3955 nucleotides long. RefSeq lists its product as uncharacterized. The record is from RefSeq and is a predicted model, not a curated record. The coding region runs from base 1415 to 2905 and encodes 496 amino acids. The transcript has 7 exons. NCBI's taxonomy places the organism in Eukaryota, Viridiplantae, Streptophyta, Magnoliopsida, Caryophyllales, Amaranthaceae.